Molecule: messenger RNA, 1690 nt
Organism: Boleophthalmus pectinirostris (great blue-spotted mudskipper)
Lineage: Eukaryota; Metazoa; Chordata; Actinopteri; Gobiiformes; Gobiidae
Gene: gins4
Product: GINS complex subunit 4 (Sld5 homolog)
Exons: 8
Coding region: 166-843 (225 amino acids)
Biological process (GO): double-strand break repair via break-induced replication; DNA-templated DNA replication
Cellular component (GO): GINS complex
Source: RefSeq, a predicted model, not a curated record
UUCUGUCGCGAGAUUUGGUAUCUGGCGCGAAUUAAGGAGGAAUUGUAAACACGGCGUAUAUAGGCUGUCGUUGAUCAAUCAGGCACUGAAACGCUUACAUUUUAUAAUCUUUGUCCGAGUUUUUCGAAACUUACUUUGUCCGAUAAUAUUUUGGGUUCGGAAAAUAUGUCGGACGGUUUGCUUGAAGACGGCAGCGACAUCAACCAAGAAGAUGACAGUCAUGAGGAUGUUAUGACUCCCGCGGAGCUGAUCGCAAAACUAGAAGAAGCUUGGCUCAAUGAGAAGUUUUCCCCGGAGCUCCUGGAGAACAAGUCCGAAGUGGUUGAGUGUGUGAUGGAGCAGCUUACUCACAUGGAAGCUAACUUGCAGCGUGUGAAAAAAGGAGACGCCAAAGCCAGCAUCCACCGCAUGGAGAUUGAUAGGAUUCGUUAUGUACUCAGCAGCUACUUGCGUUCUCGUUUGCAGAAGAUUGAAAAGUACUUUCCACACGUCCUGGAGAAAGAAAAGUCUCGAGAAAUGGGUGACUCAUCAUUGCUCUCACCGGAAGAGUUUGCCUUUGCCAAAGAAUACUAUGCAAAUACAGAGACAUAUCUGAAAGCAGUGGCAUUAAAGCGUAUGCCUCCUAAUCUGCAGACAAUAGACAUGCUUAAAGCAGUCCCCGAGCCUUGUUUGGACUCCUUUGUGUUUUUGAGAGUAAAAGAGAGACAAGAAAACAUCUUGGUGGAACCUGAAACCGAUGACCAGAGAGAGUAUGUUGUGGAUCUUGAAGAGGGCUCUCAACAUCUAAUGCGAUACCGAACCAUAGCACCACUCGUCUCAACUGGAGCUGUGCAGUUAAUUUAGCUGCAGGUGUUCAUGGUUUUGAAUUCCAUGAGAUAGGAAAAGUCAUCUAUUUCUGAACCAUCAGUCAUAAUGAAGAAGGACAUGUCCCGUCACAGCUGACAGGAUUAUGUGCCACUGUGUGACAGCUGUGAUGACGCGUGCAAAAUGGCAACUACUCUUAAAAUGAUGAUAAAGUUAUGCAAUUUAUGCUGAUGAGCUGUGUAUUCAGCCUUCUUUACUGUGUCCCUAACUGGAUGACUGAGCACUUGGCAACACUGGACUCAAGAAUAUGUGCACGUGAGGAUGUGCAUUUACUUAUUUUGUGCUAAAUAACAAUUGUAUUUUCUUUUUAAAUGUACAUUUUUCACACUGUUUGUAAUUAUUAUUCACAUUUGUCAGUUUGAUGUAGUUUCUAAGGCAACAUCUCUCAGCCAUAAUUGUUCGUAACGGCAGUAUUAUAUAAGAAUUUUAAAGUGAAUAAUAGUUCUUGCCUGUUUUUGUCAGUCUCACAUUGACACAUUAAUUUGGAAAUAAUAUGGCCUGAAUCCCUAACCCUUGUUAUUGUGGCAGCUAAACUGUAGCUAACAUACAUUAUUACAUUAUAAGUAGCACUGUGCAGACAAAAGCACUUCCAUAACAACUAGUAGAAUUGGGCAUAAUGUUACCAGUUGCAGGCACACUUAACUGCCAGUGUACUAAGAUUUGACAUCAGUACUCAAAACGUCAUCUGUUGUUGCAUGCAGUUGUAUUAUCUAGACCAGACCUUGGCAUUGUACAGCUCUCAGGCCACAUACGCACUUUGACGCUGACCUUUCCAUGUAGGCUAAUUUGGAAUUACAAAAUAAACAUAUUUUAUAGUUUUACCUCA